AAACAUACAUUCUCUCUCAGCUUUUGCUCUGAUCCACUUGUCCUCUGUUUCUUUCUACUUUUAAAUUAAAUUACGCAACGAAAAUGAUGAUUUUGUCUUGGAGAAGAAGAAAGUCUACCCGCCACGCCAACAAGAAGAAGGAGUUUUUUGCUGGCGAGAAUUUGGACAUGGAGAUGGAGGAGAUCGCUGUUCCCACGCAUUUUCGAUGCCCGAUAUCUCUCGAUUUGAUGAAGGAUCCGGUGACGCUGUCGACGGGGAUGACGUACGACCGAUCAAGCAUUGAGAAGUGGAUAGAGACCGGGAACAGGACAUGCCCGGCAACUAACCAGGAACUCAAGAGUUUUGACCAAAUACCAAACCAUGCACUACGUCGAAUGAUCCAAGAUUGGUGCGUCGAAAACCAGUCUUAUGGGAUCGAACGGAUCCCAACGCCUCGAAUCCCAGUGACAAAGUACGAGGUUUCGAGGAUUUGUGAGAGAAUUGAAGCCGCGGCACGACGCGGGGACGGUAGAAAGUGUGGAGAAUUGGUGGGGAAGAUCAAAGCAUGGGCCAAAGAGAGCGAGAGGAACAAGAAGUGUAUGGUGGAGAAUGGACUUGGCUGCUGCUUGUCAGCUGUGUUCGAUUCUUUUGCCAGCAUUUCAAUGGAGGAUCAUGUGGAGAUAUUGUUGGACAUUUUGUCGGUGCUGCCAUGGAUGUUUCCAGUGAGUGAAGAAGGCCAAUUAAAGCUUGGAUCUGCAGGAUCUUUAAGAUGUUUCUUGUCGUUUUUGGAGGGCAAAGAUCUAUCAGCAAGGCAAAACGCAGUUUUGGUACUGAGAAAGUUGCUUUCUUUGGAUCAAAAACAUGUGGAUGACUUUGUUGAGAGUGAAGGAGCAAUUGAAGCAUUGGUUGGGAUAAUUAGAGAGCCUAUUUCUCCUGCAGCUACUAGGGCUGCUCUGACUUCUGUUUUGUUCAUGAUUUCAUCUCCAUCAGCAGCCAGUGAUGAAAUCAGAUCAAGAUUUGUGGAGUUGGGAUUGGUUUCUUUGCUACUAGAGAUUAUUGUUGACGCAGAGAGACGCCUGUGUGAGAGGGCUUUGGGAGUUUUGGAGGGUCUUUGUGAUUGCAAACAAGGGAAAGACAAGGCCCUUGAGAAUCCUCUGACAAUUCCCCUUUUGGUUAAGAAGAUUUUGAGGAUUUCGGAGUUGGUGACUGAGUUUUCGAUCGCUAUAAUUUGGAAGCUCUGCAGAAUUGAAACUGAGGAAAGCAUUUUGAUUGAGGCACUUCAAGUGGGUGCAUUUCAGAAGCUCUUGGUUCUCUUGCAGGUUGGUUGUGGUGAUGGGAUAAAGGAGAAGGUUACUGACUUGUUGAAAUUGUUCAAUCUUCACACAAGUAAAGUGGACUGUGUUAAUUCAUCCAUGGAUUUCAAAUACCUAAAGAGGCCAUUUUUGGGUUAGGUGAAAUUUUUUGUUCUGUAGAUUGGGUUGGAAAUUCUUUUUUGUACAAAAUAGAAAGAUAUGUAAAGAGAAUACCAUACAAUUAAUUCAAUUACCAGGUCUGAACCUGGAACAAACAUUCAUUCAUUCAAUGUAUG
Prunus mume (Japanese apricot) is the source of this 1567-nucleotide messenger RNA. RefSeq names its product ARM repeat superfamily protein. The record is from RefSeq and is a predicted model, not a curated record. NCBI's taxonomy places the organism in Eukaryota, Viridiplantae, Streptophyta, Magnoliopsida, Rosales, Rosaceae. Gene Ontology annotation, biological process: protein ubiquitination. Gene Ontology annotation, molecular function: ubiquitin protein ligase activity.